CUCCCUGGACAACACAUCAUGCAAAGGCUGACUACAAAAAGGGAAUUGUGAGGAAGCUUGCAAAGACUAAGUACACUAUAGUUUUGUUGUUUCAUUGCUGCUUGCAAGUCUGUAUGCUGUGUGAAGACAGCGAUUUCUUCGAUAGGCAAACAUGGUGGACUUCACUGCAGCGACACGUAUUCAGAGGGAAUUUCGAGAUGUGAUGAAAAGCAAGGAGUGUGCUGAUUCCAACAUCAAGAUCGUGAUGCUGAACGAUAACUAUUCUGACCUCCGAGGCGAGUUUCUUGGCCCACCGGAUACCCCAUUUGCAGGUGGCACGUUCAAUCUUGAGAUUCGAAUCCCCGAUGGGUAUCCGUUCGAGCCUCCAAAGGUACGCUUUACUACGCGUAUUUGGCACCCCAACAUCAGCUCAGCGACGGGUGCUAUUUGCCUGGAUAUUCUGAAAGACCAAUGGGCAGCGGCAAUGAACCUUCGUGUGGUGCUGUUAUCAAUACAGGGCUUGUUAGCAUCACCAGAGCCUGAUGAUCCGCAAGAUGCAGUUGUAGCCAAGCAGUACAAGCAAUGCAAACCCAUGUAUAGUGACACAGCCAGGUAUUGGACAUGCGCGUACGCUGGAGGUCCCCAGGAUGGAUUCGACUAUGGCACCUUCUCCUCCAAAGUACAGCGGAUGAUGGAGAUGGGAAUAAGUGAGAGUAACGCUGUCGCGCAGCUUUCAGCAUACAACUGGAACCUAGAGCAUGCCAUCGGCGCCUUGUUCAGCUAGGUCAUGGUAAAGGUCCGCCACCCUUGCGGGAGCCCUGCAUCCAUAUGUAUAUACAGGCAGGUGUAGUAGUCAUGUAUGCCACCCUUGCGGGAGCCCUGCAUCUAUAUAAUAUUAUAUAUACAGACAGAUGUAGUAGUCAUGUAGCUGCUGGUAGAUCUCAUCUUCGGACAUACUGUACAUACGCUGUCUAGCCGAAGGUGUUGAGUUGCGUCUUUCCUGUUGACCGUGCACCACUCCGGAUCUAUCUCCAACCCACUGCCAUGCCAGACACACUGCCAUGCCAGAGCUGCAGGCACGUCACAGUAACAGUAUCGCCCGGCGGUGCACGCUCUAUGUUCCUCUUCUGCUUUGGCUUGCGAGACAUGGCGGCGUUCCCAGUGACGCCUAUGGAAUCUGUCUUCCACCCACUGAGUGCUGCGCGUAGUCACGUCCGUACAGUGCAGUCACUUGAGCAAGCAACGGUUAUGACAUUCGUUUUGCGGCGAUUGGUUGAUGUAGUCGUGCUGUGUCCGGUGAAGUGGUACAGGAUUGGGAAACUGCAUACGUGUGGCCCGUCCUCUCCAGGAGUACUGUGUUGUGCCAUGGCACAUGUGUGUAUGUGCGUGUUUGUGUGUGUUUGUUUGUGUGUGUGCGCGCGCGCGCGCUCUAGCUCGGUAAUACGCUGUUUUCCCGCCACGCAUGCAGUACGCUGUUUUCCCUCCACACAUGCAGUACGCUGUUGUCCCUCCACGCAUGCAGUAGGCCUGUGCUGUGUUCCUUGUUGCUUUGUCUGGUCGUUGCGCCGGUGUUGUUGACUUGUGUAUCUUCCUGUUAGCUGAUUGUUGCCACGCUUAUACGUACAUGUGUUCCGUUCAGUGAGUGUUGGACUACUUGCCGGGACAUGUCGCCCAAAGUACACGAGUCUGUACACCAUCACCAUAACUAUGUUCUCGUCUAUUCUAUUUUUAUUUUAUUUUUAUACGGUCGCUGUACCACACAAUACUACGAAAGCGCAGACUCUGGUGCGGACACUGAUCUGAUUCCAUUGUGUUUGACUAGUUGCUUCUCUCAACUGCACUAUACUUAUACGCACUGAUAACCCAGUCUCUGACUUGAAAACACGUGCACACGCACACACACGCACACACACACACACACACACACACACACACACACACACACACACACACACACACACACACACACACUCUCUCUCUCUCUCUCUGAUUUUUCUACUACUUGUAGUUUCUCAGGAUACUGAUUGCCUUGUUCUGCCGUUGUUGCCUGGCUUGCACGGAUAAUUUGGGAACUGCAUGGUUGCG
Molecule: messenger RNA, 2064 nt
Organism: Sycon ciliatum
Lineage: Eukaryota; Metazoa; Porifera; Calcarea; Leucosolenida; Sycettidae
Product: ubiquitin-conjugating enzyme E2-22 kDa-like
Exons: 8
Coding region: 152-763 (203 amino acids)
Molecular function (GO): protein binding
Source: RefSeq, a predicted model, not a curated record